Molecule: messenger RNA, 2614 nt
Organism: Galleria mellonella (greater wax moth)
Lineage: Eukaryota; Metazoa; Arthropoda; Insecta; Lepidoptera; Pyralidae
Product: tubulin polyglutamylase complex subunit 2
Exons: 5
Coding region: 122-877 (251 amino acids)
Biological process (GO): protein polyglutamylation
Source: RefSeq, a predicted model, not a curated record
AAAAUAAUUGUUCACGAUGGUUUCCAUGGGUAACCAUAUUAGAUAUGGUUACCAGGACAACCGGCUUGUUAUAUGUAAAUUAGUAUUUGAUAAUAUUUCUCUGUAAUACAUACUAGUAAUAAUGAGUUUUUGUGUAGAUUUGGUGUCUGAAGACUCCUUCUAUGAAAAUAUUACACUGGGAGUAACAAAAUUAUUAGAAUCUGACCCUCGCAUUUGCAAUGUGAGCGUCGAACGUAGAUCACCCUGUGAUCGAGUGGCCCUCUCGACUUGGGAACAAAGACAUUCUGCAGUGCUUCCUGAAGAUGUUCGAAAUUUUUAUGCAUCAACUGACGGUUUCCAGUUGACUUGGCAUUAUAAAUAUUCAGGUGAUGAAAUUCUUCCGGUUGGAUCUAUUAGGGUGAAUUCGCUCAACGAAUUGUGCUUAUCGCCAGCUUUGAAGGACCUGUUGGAUUUUUCUAUGACCAGACAAAGCAGUGGCCCACGGCCAGUACUGAACACAAAAAGUAAGGUGUUUGAAUUGGACUCGUGCAGGACUAUCGGAAAAGUGUGUUUAAUCUACACCGGGGGCUCCUGGUCAGUGUGGCUAGCGACACGUGAAGGUGGGUGGGGUUGGCUAGCAGACUCCUUCACGUUGUAUUUUAGGAUGGCCUUAGUUCAUCUAGGUCUACCGGGUUGGCAGGCAACAUUCGCCAAUCUGCCACUCAUACCCUGGGCUGAGCAACUGUUUCUUUUACUGGCACCGCAUUUACUAGAGAAGGUUGAUCAAGAAAACAAUACUGUAGCCGUUGGAAAUGAGACUGGAUUGAACCAUAUCGAUCCUAAUAUAUUUAAAACCUCAGCCCGGCAUCAUAAAACUACGCGGCAGGCAAAUCAGUAGAAACUAACUAGAGACAAUGAAAUAAAUUUAUUGGCAUGCCGAAGAACAUAGUUAAAUGAGGUUACAUAAAUUGAUUAGCAAAAUAUUUUGAGUGAACAGUGAGCGAUAAAUUAAAGCACUUUAGGUACAUAAUGUAUAAUAAUAUAUUGAAUAAUAUCGACACAAUAUAAUUUAUAGCUAAAUAACAUAACUUGGACGGAAUGUGAGAUUCAUAAUGAAGUAUAAGCUAAGUUUACAGCGAUAUUGCUUAAAUUAACAGGCUUAACAAGCAAAUCCCUGAAACAAUAUAAUAUUAUCUAAGUUACAGGCUGCAUUAAUAUUUAUUAAAACAUAAAAGUGUAAAAGUCUCGUUUAAUAAUAUAAUACAGCAUUCUUAAAUAUUAUUGUGAUGUAAUGCAAAAAUUGUAAAAGUAUAAAGUUAGAAAUAUUACUGUGUGAUGUAGGUAACGUAAUUACAUUAUAAUACUAUAAAUAGCAUUUUUAUUUAAAUAUUAAUACUAUGAACGUGUCAGGAAUACAUCUUUAAGGCUUUUCCCUCCUUCAUUGACAUUUCAUAAAUUAUUGUGAUUGAUGUUUACAAAAAAACAUUUCUCUUACACGUCUAAAUUGUAAAAUCCAUUUUUUUUUUCAAUUACACAUAAUAGUUCAAUUAAUUCGUAUAAAAGUUUAUUAACUAAUAAUUUUAUAAGGUGGGUUGUAAAUAGAAAAAAAAAAAAAUUGAAAAGAUUUUAAAGGUACAUAGAAAGAAAACUGUAUGCGUAAAAUGCCUAGAACAUUUACAAUAUGGGGCGAGGCGUUUUCGAUAUAAUUCUAUGAAAAGGCGACCAUUUAACGUGAUACUGGAUUGCAAUGUUACUAGUAUAUACCCUCUUAAAAUACAUACGAGCAAGAUUAUUCAUUAUAUGCACCCAUAUAUUUUGUCAUGUAUAUACAUAUAACUUAAAGAUAUAGCAGUUGUUAAGGGCUAUAUGAGACAAAACUAGUAUCUGGCGUUAAUGUUCUAAGCCGUCUAAUUCUUUUGACAACAUACAAACCACAAAAAUAGUGUCUUAUAAUUGACAUGAAGAGUGAUUUUUAUAAUAUGAGUCCAAACAAUUCAAGAACGCAAAGAGAGGACAGAGCAGUUUUGUUACAACGCCCCAUAUUGUUUUAACGCUCUGAAGGAGUAGCGUUUUUGAAGCAUUAUUGCGAUUGCACAAUCACAUAGUGUUUUGUGGCCAUAAUGAAGCUAUGAGAGAAAAAUGGUAACAGUUAAUUAAAUCGGAGUGACUUUAAUUUGAAUGCGGUACAGUCAACAUAUGAGCAUUUUGUAAAAUAAUGGCUACUGCAAAACAUCGUUGUGAUGGUUGACACAUUUGGUGAGGAAAUAAAGUAGAGAUAUUUAUAUCUAGUGAGAUGCAUACAACGUAUCUUAUAUGAAGCGUAAUUCGUAAUGUCAUGUAGAUAUAGCAAUUGCGGUGUGUUUUUUUCUUCUUUUGGCUUUGGCUUUUUAGGGUAGCGAUUAGCUAUUUUCAAGUUUAAUUAAAAAGCAGGGAAAUCGACGCGAAACGCGAGAAAGUAUAGCUCAAAAUACUGCACUAUCGCUGCACUGCUCAAGCUUUAAAUAAGCUCAUAUUAGAAACAUAUAUUUUAUUAGAAUGAAUCCAAUUGUAUAUUAAAUAUAUGGAAAUAACUUUUUCAAUUGUUUCAAAUACAAAUUUGAUUGCUAUAGCAAUAAUAGAAGAAAAAUUUAAAUUG